GGCUCGCUGAAAAAGCGCAAUAUCCAACCUGUUUUAUAUCCCUACGAAUAAAAUCACGUGAGGCACUAUCCGGUUUGGCUGAAUGAGCGCCCAAGGAAAGUCCGCGCUAAAAUGCCUCUUUUGGAACCUAGCUUGCUGCUUGGAACACUCUGCGGUUCUUGUUUUCAAACAGAUAACGGCUUUGCUGCUCAACCAUUUCGCAACCAACGGCACCCGCUGGUUGGCUGGACGGCGCCUGUUUUAUAUCAGAUUGUCGCUGGCGCGCACAGCAAAGGCUGCUGUUGUCCUGCUGCUGCCGUCUGGUUGGAUCUUCGGUUGGAAGCUCGGUGGAUGGUGCUCCGAAUCUGAUGAAAGGGUGGCAACGAAAGCGGCCAACAACGAAAGAGUCGCUCAACCCGCCGGGCUUUGCACAACGUAAUCUGCUGAAAGCAGAGUGCCGGUGCUUCAAUAGAUUCGGACUUGUACAGCGCACAUUGUUUCUGAAUGCACAG
This is a messenger RNA of Linderina pennispora, 491 nucleotides long. RefSeq lists its product as uncharacterized. The transcript has a single exon. Lineage: Eukaryota; Fungi; Kickxellomycota; Kickxellomycetes; Kickxellales; Kickxellaceae. The coding region runs from base 83 to 418 and encodes 111 amino acids. The record is from RefSeq and is a predicted model, not a curated record.